Messenger RNA from Anoplophora glabripennis (Asian longhorned beetle), 5560 nucleotides. RefSeq lists its product as uncharacterized. NCBI's taxonomy places the organism in Eukaryota, Metazoa, Arthropoda, Insecta, Coleoptera, Cerambycidae. The transcript has 10 exons. Gene Ontology annotation, molecular function: serine-type endopeptidase activity. The annotation marks the transcript as partial. The record is from RefSeq and is a predicted model, not a curated record.
UUGCAGUUAUGAUUACCUUGUAAUUCUGGAGAACACAACAAAUGUUAGUACCGCAAACCACUCAGUUUUCUCUAAGCGUCUCUGUGGGGACUGGAGCUCGAAACUCAAACUCUUAAGAUAUGUGAGUCAAAGUUCUAGAUUGAUUUUAAGAUUUAUAUCGGAUUAUUCCCAUCAUUUUGGAGGUUUCAAAGCUCGAGUUUCAAUGGAAAAUGCAGUGCAGUGUGCUGAUGACCGCCUGUUAAUGUUCAAUAACUUUUGCUACCUUAUUGUAAGUUACCCAGAGGCAACUUGGGAUACAUCUCAACAAAUAUGCAGUGGCCUAAAAGCAAAUUUAGCAUCCAUAUUGUCGCCUGAGGAGGAAACAUUUAUAACAGCCAAUAUUCGUAAAGCAACUGAAUAUCGCACCAGUGCUUUAUAUUGGUUAGGAGCGAGAGUCGAAAAUGGUUACGAUUUUAAAUGGACUGACGAAAAUGUUAUGGAAUACUCCGGAUGGUUACCGGGACAGGUACCAACGAAAAAUGACAUAGGCAAACAUUCUAAAGGUAGUCGUUGUUUAAGUUUGCAAUGGAUACAGUCUCCUACACAUCUACUGCCAAGCGGUUUAUACUGGAAAAUUCAAAUGUGCAAUUCCAUGGGUGGUUACAUCUGCAAAAGACCGCAUCAACUAGUAGAACCUGGUUUACAUUUUAAUAAAAUAAUAAGCGGCACAGAAGGUAAAUUAAGCACACCCAAUUAUCCUGGACAUUAUUAUGACAACUUAGACUUUUCUGUUAAAAUUUCUGGUCCUGUUAAAACACGAUUGGUGAUUAAAUUUGAAAAAAUCGACAUUGAGUGGCAGAUAGAGUGCUUGUACGAUUACAUUGAAAUAAAAUCUGUGUACAAGAACCUUAAAAGACUAAAUAAUGCUGUGAAAUGGUGUGGAUCUUACGACACCGAAAUGAAUCGUUUUAAUUUUGUUUCAGAAACUAACGAAGCUGAAAUAUAUUUUCACUCUGAUUACUCUAUAUCAGGUAGUGGAUUUUCACUAACCUGGUACACAGUGGAUGUAUCGGCAUGUCCUACGCAAACACUUACAACGAAAGAAGGCAUAUUGAUGACUCCAAAUUAUCCACAUUUUUUAUUGGCUCACUUAGAUUGCUCCGUAACAAUUCUAGCUCCGAAAGGAAAAAGAAUAUGGCUAGAAUUCUUAGAGCUUCCAUCAAAUAAAACGUAUAGUGAGUUUGAGCUUAGAAACAAACAUAAUGAAGACGUCGUUUUUGAAAUAAAUCUAGGAAAACAAUCUUCAAUUUUUAAACCUUUUCAAAUAGAGGGACUUAUUACCGAUGGAACUUUUGUAUCGACAGAAGAAAAACUAAAACUAAGAUUAAGGACUAGUGAUCAUCCUCAAGGCAAUGGAUUUCGCGCUAGCUAUAAACUAACAAGUAUUGUUAAAGAAGAGAAAAUUAUUACGUUUAAUAAUUAUACCUCGGGCACUUUAUUACACUUAAAUUAUCCAGAUAUUCCACCGGCAAAUGUUGAUUUCGUUCAACAUUUAAUAGCUCCUCAGGGAAGUAUAAUUUCUCUAGAACUGUACUACGUCAAACUUAGCGACUCUGAAUGUUCAAAUGAUGAUGGAGUUAUUGAAGUUUACGACAACUACUCUGAUACAAAUGGAACUUUAUGGAAAUUAUGUUCUGACAAAGGAGAGGAAACUACGCUAAUGACACCAAUUUAUAUUUCAUCAUUUCUAAACACUUUACACCUAAGGCAGAAAAACAGAAUUACAGGAAUUCCACUUAAUGGGUCAUUACGUAUUCAAAUGGACGAAAAUUAUAAACAUAAAUUGAUCAAAUAUAAUGGGAGAAGUGUAGAGUCAUGUAAUCCUAACCCCUGUCAGCAUGGAGGAAAAUGUUUAAUGAAUAAUCGUAAGAGAUAUUGUCAAUGCAUAGGCCAUUAUACAGGGUUAUUUUGUAGCCUUACAAAAUGCGAAUUAGAACCAUGUGCAUUUGGCACCUGCGAGCUUACGAAAACCAGUUACAAAUGCCAUUGUAAAUCUGGAUAUAUGGGGUCCAUGUGCGAUCAGAAACGUAAGCCUUGUGAAGGUAACCCAUGCGAGGGUCGAGGAAUAUGUAUAGAACGUGGAGAUGGUUUCCUGUGCCAAUGCCAUGCUUGGUGGGAAGGACCUCGAUGUGAGAAACGAAUGUUAAAUAUUCCCUACAAACCGCUCAGUGAAAGAAUGCUCCAUGAACCUUUCUGGCUAGGACUUAUGACAGUUUUCGUUGUUCUGGGCGUAAUAGGCUUGGUAUGGUGUGCGAAGCGGCACUUUCCGGAAAAGAUCGAGAAGUUGUUAGCAGAAGAAGACAGCAGAAAUAGAAUCGGAGUUGCCACCUUAAGAAGUGUUUCGGUUCGAGAACAGCUAGCAGCAGCUGCUGGAGCAACGACCGUUGCCGUCAAUCCAAGUCCAGGUCCAGGAGCAUCACGAACUUUGUUUGGCCGUCUGGGUAUCCGAAAGCCAUCCAUUCUUAGCCUGACCAGUCCACACGCCAGUGGUUAUGUUCCGGCUACCGCCCGAACUUUCAGUUUGGACGAUUUGCUAAAACCUCCCCCUAGACGCACACCUUCACCAAAAAAGAAAAGAAAUAACUCAACGCCAACUAAGAAAAAUAUAGCCGAAAAGAAACAAAUUUUACAACAGUUAAUAUCUCCUAUAAAUAAACAAAAUACAAAGAAAGUUAGUUUAGGUGAACUAAUACAAUUGAGCGACGUAAAAAUAAAUGACUCAUCGCACUCUAAACAGGACGCACUUAAAAUGGCAGAGACUACAUUCGGAGAAAACCCUGCACAAACUGCACUGAAUGACCCAAAAUUGGAAAAGAAAGUAACAUUUGCACGAUUAUUAAAUAAAGUAUCUGCAGAAAUGAGUUCAGGGUCGGAAGUAGAGCUCGGAAUCAUGCAAACUAACAAAUUAGGAUGUAUGUUUGCUCGUCCAUCUAGCACACCGCCCUCUCCUGGUAUCGAAGUUAGGUCUCCAAACAGCACCUCUAGCAACCAAGGUAGCGAUUCACUCACUAGCUCUGAUCUUGCUAUUCCCAGUGCUUUGAGUUCAAGUAUUUCAGAUCUCCUUAUCAACAGACGCAACAGCAAACUUCCAAACGGUAGACUGAAGCCAACCAGUGCUGAUUCCAUUUUAGCUAUGUUCCGAAAUUUUUCAUCUAGUUCCGCAGGAGCCAACCUACCUUCUUUAAAAGUAUCUCCAUCUACCACACCCACAGCUUCCAGUCCGCAAGAUGAAAUUGUAGGCGACGACGAAUCGUCAACAUCUUCAAUUCACACACCUGUGUCAUUUUCAAGCGGCCCUCCAGAGAGCCCCAUAAUGCAGCAUCACGAUUUUGGUCAAGGCACCAUAGAAGUCCCCGUUUUGGAUCCCCUAAGUGCACAUAAGUCGUCUUGUAGUGGUGGGAAUUUGUUACAUCCACCUACAAUUUUGUUAGAAAUACCGAGCACAAUCAAUAAGUGCCUUUCACCUAUUAGAGAGUUACCCACGCCUUUACCUUCACCGAUGCCAUCUCCUGCCUUAACCCCUAUCAUGAGACGCAAUGUCAUAUUAUCCUUAGAGAAUGCAGAUUUGAGCGAUGACAGAAUAUCUAUAGAAAUACCUAAUAUAUCCGUCAAUUAUAGUGAUCUUGACGAUGACGAUGUACACUGCUCUGAUAUUGUUAUAGACCCACAUGCAGAAGAUGGACUGAUACUGGAAGAAGCUGCAUCAAUGCAUCAGUCUUCAUUAAUGAGAUUAAAAGAUCGACUGCCACCUCUUGGUCAGCCCAGGGAAAGCAAAGAGAUAACAGAGUCGCCACCUCUUGUUAUACCAACUUUGACAAUUCAAACCCCUUCUCCCACUCACUUUCCUAAACCCUCGGUCUUAUUUCCUGGUUCACCACCACCUCAUAAAUCACAGAGUGAAACUUGUUUCCAAUUUCCUGCUCCUAAGCAAUCUAAAAAAUUGUUUAAAGACUUCGAAAAGCCCACAUCACUGGAUUUACCUUGUGCUCCUCCAAUGAUUACAAUCACUUGCAACUUAAGUGAGGUUGAAUCUGACACAGAAUCUCCUGCUGUAAAACCCACUGUCCAUCUAGGUGUAACUUCUAGUGGCAUGACUUACCUCAGUCCUUUCUCCAUGAAUACUCGUGGAGAUCAUACUGCAUCCGAGUCAAAUUUAAGUUCUUCUGGAUACAGUUCCAUGGCUAGUCCUGGACCUUCCAGGUGUAGUUCUAAUAAUCCUUUGUGUCCCUCAGAAAUGGAUGAUCAAGGACCUGGAUUUGCUGGAUGUAAGAGAAGACAAUCUUUGGCACCCGCUAUAAAGCUUGUAUCUAACUUGUCUGGUUCUACUAAUACUGAUAAAAAUAUACAAAAUGAAAGAAGAGGUCGUUCAGAUUCAGAAACAUUGUCGGAUGAUCCUCUUCUUGAAUCUAAUGAUGAGGGAAUAGGUACAGAUCACAUUGAUGAAAAAAUUGACGAUGGUGAAGUGAAAAGUGCUAAAGAACUGGAGGUUUUUAUGACCAAAGAAGGUGAUAUACCAAAUACAUUAUUAAAAGAGCCUGGUGAACAUUUAUCACCGUCAAAUUUAAAUAAUAAAAAUUCUCUUCAGUUACCUUCAAUCGUGGUGCAGUUCGAUUCUCCAGGUUAUGAAAAACAUUUAAGUCCAAUGAGUUCCCGAAGUGAAAGUCCGUUAAGUGAUCGAACUUCAGGAAUGGGAAGAUUUUCACCUCAGUUUUAUGGAAAAAAUAAAGAUAUAUUACCUUUCACUGAUUCAGAUGGGCUUUAUGAUUUUCCUAGUUCUGAUAAAGUAAAUAUAACAAGUAGUACACAACACAAGAAAGUAGGAAGAAAACGAGAAAAAAAAUUAUUACGAAAUUGUAAAACACCUAGUUCAACAAAAUCACAUCACUUCGCAACUGUUUGCAACCUUUUGGAUGUUCCUAAUAGAGAACCGUUACACAAAGUUCCACCACCUAGAAAACUAAGUCCUAAACGUAGAAUUACUAGGUCUCAAGUAGUUAGUUCAUCUUCAAGUUCUGAUAGUAUUACUUCAACUAGAGAAAAUAAACUUUCAAGUCCGAGUCCAGAUACAAUUCUGUUGUCGUCACCAGUAGCUUGGAUGAAUGAGAAAUAUUCUAAAUCAAACAGAGAAUCACUAGAGGAUUCAUGUGGCGUACUGCCAAACUCUUCUGACUACAAAAAUGACAUUUCUAAUCGAAAAGUUAGCAAAUUACGAGCAAUAAGUCAUCAAAUAAGGUUUCUCAGAAGGCUAGAACUUGGUUUAAAGAAGAAAGAGAGACCGCUUAGUCCUUCAGAAAGUUUUGAAAGUGAAGAGGAAUCCCCAAGAGCUACGUCCCCAUUACUACAACACACAAAAGGACCAAAAGUAGAAAUACUCAAGAGUAGUAGUAUUAGUAAAUUACAAAAAAGUAAUAUAAACUCAACCAAAAAUUAUAAAAGAGGCAGACACAAAUCAGGCGAACUUUUAUUGCCGCAAGAAAUGUUUUUGAAAGUAACCACUUCUGGAAAUAUAUUUUCAGAUUAA